Anolis carolinensis (green anole) is the source of this 6632-nucleotide messenger RNA. It is a transcript of the gene rhobtb1, whose product is annotated as Rho related BTB domain containing 1. Lineage: Eukaryota; Metazoa; Chordata; Lepidosauria; Squamata; Anolidae. Gene Ontology annotation, molecular function: GTPase activity; GTP binding; protein kinase binding. Gene Ontology annotation, cellular component: cell projection; cytoplasmic vesicle; cytoskeleton. Gene Ontology annotation, biological process: regulation of actin cytoskeleton organization; regulation of cell shape; small GTPase-mediated signal transduction. Bases 552 to 2645 code for a protein of 697 amino acids. The record is from RefSeq and is a predicted model, not a curated record. The transcript is spliced from 13 exons.
UCGUAAAUACAGUAAUUACAACAUAACAUUACUGCAUAUUGAACUACUUUUUCUGUCAAAUUUGUUGUAUAGCAUGAUGUUUUGGUGCUUAAUUUGUAAAAUCAUAACCUAAUUUGAUGUUUAAUAGGCUUUUCCUUAAUCCCUCCUUAUUAUCCAAGAGAGUCGCUUAUCCAAGGUUCUGCCAACCCGUUUAGCUUGGGAACUGCACUGUGGAGGGCACAGAAAUGGUGCCACCCUUCAAACUUUUUGUUUCAAUCAAAUCAUGAGCGAAAUUGUCAACAUCAAUCUGGGCAAUGGGAAGAAUAAUAAGGAAACCUGUGAAAGGUUGUUUCUAACAAAGGAUCACUUGAAGAACAACCUCUUAUGAUGGCUGUGAACAUACUUUCCUCUUCCAUGACAAGGUGCUGCAGAAGACUGAUGCUUUGAGCCAUGCCCUACCUGCUUUGGAAAAGUAAGCAGUAUCAUAUCUCCCAUUUAGAAGUGGCCGCACUUAAAUAUGGAAAAGUGGCGUGAGGAGGUACUGAUGUCUUUCUCUCAAAUGUCUCUGGUAGAUGGAUGCUGACAUGGACUACGAACGACCUAACGUUGAAACCAUCAAGUGUGUGGUGGUGGGUGAUAAUGCAGUGGGGAAGACACGCUUAAUCUGUGCAAGAGCAUGUAACACCACCUUGACCCAAUACCAGCUUCUGGCAACUCAUGUACCUACUGUUUGGGCAAUUGAUCAGUAUCGGGUGUGCCAAGAGGUUCUUGAACGUUCUCGUGAUGUUGUUGAUGAAGUGAGUGUUUCUCUCAGGCUCUGGGACACAUUUGGAGAUCACCACAAAGACAGACGCUUUGCCUAUGGAAGGUCUGAUGUGGUUGUCCUGUGCUUUUCCAUUGCUAAUCCUAACUCCCUGAAUCAUGUGAAAACUAUGUGGUAUCAAGAAAUCAAGCACUUUUGUCCUCGUACACCUGUUAUUCUGGUUGGUUGCCAGUUGGAUCUUCGGUAUGCUGAUCUGGAAGCUGUAAACCGAGCCAGAAGGCCAUUAGCAAGGCCUAUCAAGAGAGGAGAUAUUUUGCCCCCAGAAAGAGGAAGAGAGGUUGCAAAGGAACUUGGAAUACCAUAUUAUGAAACUAGCGUAUUUGAUCAGUUUGGCAUCAAGGAUGUGUUUGAUAAUGCAAUCAGAGCUGCCUUGAUCUCCAGGCGGCACCUACAAUUCUGGAAAUCCCAUCUGAAGAAAGUUCAGAAACCUUUACUUCAGGCUCCAUUUCUACCUCCAAAGGCACCUCCUCCGGUUAUCAAAAUCCCAGAGUGUCCUGUCACCAGUAUCAAUGAAGCCGGAUACUUAUUGGACAAUCCAUUGUGCGCCGAUGUCAUGUUUAUCCUUCAGGAACAGACUUACAUUUUUGCUCACAAGAUCUACCUAGCUACCUCCUCUUCAAAGUUUUAUGACCUUUUUCUAAUAGAAUGCGAAGAAACCCCAGACGUACCUGAAGCACAAUGUCAUAAAGAAAAGGCUGGUAGAAGCCUGAUGGACAGAGCAUGCAGCUUUGAAACGGAUGAUAGUAGUGAGGUGGUAACCUUAAAAUCUCCCAGCACCAAACUGGUAUCAUCAACAGAUGGUAGCAGCCCCUUAACAAGGUUGGAGCUUGAAGAGGGGGAAGCCAGCUGCCUGAAGCAAGCUCCAACGUUUUGGGGCAAAGGCUUUGUUAGCAUGCAUAAAGAGAUGCAAGUCAAUCCUGUUUCAAAGAGGACGUGUGCUGUGACAGUUGUCAAGAUAGAUCCGUCUGUUCAGUCUGGACCUUUUAAAACUGUUUUGCAGUUUUUAUACACAGGGCAACUAGAUGAAAAUGAAAAAGAUCUCACCAGAGUCGCUCAGAUUGCUGAGAUCCUGGAAGUAUUUGACUUGCGAAUGAUGGUGGAAAACAUCACAAAUAAGGAAGCCUUCAUGAACCAGGAAAUUACAAAGGCUUUCCACGUCAGAAAGGCUAAUAGGAUAAAAGAAUGUCUCUGUAAAGAAACAUUCUCUGAUGUGACAUUUAAGUUGGAAGAUGGAAACAUCAAUGCCCAUAAACCACUGCUGAUCUGCAGCUGUGAAUGGAUGUCUGCAAUGUUUGGAGGAUCAUUUGUGGAAAGCUCAAACAGUGAGGUUGUUCUUCCCAACAUUAACAAGGCCUCCAUGCAAGCUGUUCUGGAUUAUCUGUACACCAAGCAUCUCUCGUCCAGUCAAGAGCUGGACACACUUGAAUUAAUUGCUCUGGCGAACAGAUUUUGCCUUCCACAUUUAGUUGCGCUGGCAGAGCAACAUGCGGUGCAGGAGCUUACCAAAACUGCAAUGAGUGGUGUUAGUAUAGAUGGAGAAGUUCUGUGCUACUUGGAAAUAGCCCAGUUCCAUAAUGCUAACCAGCUGGCAGCUUGGUGCUUGCACUAUAUCUGCACCAACUACAACAGUGUUUGUUCUAAGUUCCGAAAGGAAAUCAAAACUAAAUCUCCUGAUAAUCAGGAAUAUUUUGAGAGACACCGCUGGCCGCCUGUAUGGUACCUCAAAGAGGAAGAUCAUUUCCAGCGUGUUAAAAAGGAAAGAGAAAAAGAAGACAUUGCGCAGAAUAAACAUCAUUCGAAACGGAAAUGGUGCUUCUGGAACACCUCCACAGUAGUUGCCUAAGGAAAGGAGAUAGGUCUCUCUCAAGACCAUGGCUUGAAUUGGAAAACACUGCUUUCAGAAAAGUCUUAAUCAAAACAGUGCUGCAGUUCACAAAGAAUGGUUCAUGUGCCAUUGAAAUGAAUGGGAGUUGAACAGGCUGUGCUCUCCAUUGAACUCCUGUUUGUUUCAGUGGCACCUCCACAAGGAGCCCUCCCAGCGAGUGGUGUGGAAGAUGGUUUGAAAGAACAAUUUUUCUUCCACCUGUGUGCAUUUAUGGUUUGUAAGAUCAACAAAGCACAAGCUCACCAGAAGUGAGUUCAAAACAGCUCCUUAAGCAACGUCUGUAUUAUUUGUUGUUUCAGAAGCUAAAAGUACUGUAUAAACUAGUACCAGUUCCCUCUUUUUUAAGAUAUACAAAACAACAACAAAUCCAGCAUUAUCCUUUCAGUUUCCUAAGUGGAAAGUAUUUUUAUACAGUUGUUUAUGUGAAGGUCUUAAACAAAAAUCCUGGUUCAUUUUCUUUCACAGACCAUAAAGUAAUUGUGUAAAUAAGUUUUUAAUUUAGAUAAUCAGUGUGUCCUCCCCUUCACCCAGCUGCAAGCACAGUCAAAUACAAAUUCCAUUUCUAAUGAGUUUCCUUGAUAGAAAUUGUGAGUCUAGCAAAAACCCAACUUUUCCUAGGUAACACUUCCCAAGAACUACCUUUUCAAUAACAGGUUCAAUAAUGGUGAGAGUAUUCAUGCUGAGCAAUGGGAUAUUACAAGAUCCAACUCCAUCAGAAUUAUACAAAAUUUACCUUGCUGAUCAUUUGAUGAAUAUGAAGCUUAAUUUUUCUUUUCCGAUGCCUGAUGCCUGACAAAUCCUGUAUUUACCAUGUAAGAGCAGAAGGCAACACCCAUGUGGAACAUCUCCUCCUUUGUGUAUUCCUUGGAUGAAGAUGUGUUAGAUCAUCUUAACAUAGAAGACCAUGUUACAUUUGUGUCUUUAUUCACUGCAGAUUUCCUUAAGAAUCUAAAUCCAACAGGAGUAGCACUCUUAAAUUGCUUGGAUGAUUUCUUUCACAUUAUCUAGGUCUCUUCAUGGAAGAAACUUUUGCAUAUUGAAAAAAAUGUCUGCUUUGUUGUGAAUAUUCAUCUGUCAAGGGCUGAUGAGAUGAAUCGAUCUCUUCUAUUUUCAGUGUUAUGCUAACAAAAAGUAACCGUUCCACUGCAUUGUAACCAACACUGAUCUGCCCCCUCCCCAAAUAAUAUUUUAGUUGUGGAAUAGCCCUGAUAGCUCCAGCAGAAGCAGAAGCAAAGAAUUCCAUGCAUAAAUGCUCUUAACAUUCGACUUCAUCCAUUUGCAUGUAGUGGACAUAUCAGAUUCAUGGCAGAUACACUUUUGUGGUGCUAACUCUGGGAAUGAGCCAACCCGUAGGCUAAGAGCAUUGUUACAUUAUUGCUCAUAGAGUCUUUAUACAGAGGAGGUACUCUUUCCAAAGCUACUGGUGUAUCUCUUCCGUUCGUAAAGCUUUCCAAGUAUUUGUUGCCUUUUCAACUGCAAAAGCAAUCCUAAAGGAAAGCCCAGACUUUUCGUCACUAUCUUUUUUUUUCAGGUGAAAAAUACAUAGCCUCCUACCAAGUUUCCAUUGCUUUGAUGUGCCCUGAAUCAAAAUCACUGACAUUUUAGCGCUCCAUUAGAUACCGAGACUUAAGACAGUCAGUGAAAUUUGGUGGGUAAGGUGCUGGCUAGCACUCAUACAAGAUUUCUGGGAGCUUUAAUGUCACACUGUGUUAUCACACUGUAAAUUUCCAAGCCAUCACCAUGAAUGUGGAGAACAGGGAGGGAGAAAAAAACCCAACAAAGUGAUGAGAGCUAGGUAUUAAAUGGCAUAUGGCAAAGUUGGCAAUCACCAUAAGAGACUGGAACAGAGAAACAUCUUGACCAGCCAUGAAUUUUGCAAGAAAAAGUAAAUGUGAUUAAAGAGCUCUGGGCAUUUCUUGUUAGAAUAUCUAUAUAUAUUGAGGCAGAAGGUUUAGGGAGAAAAAGUUGCCCAUCCCUCUUCUAUCCAGUUGUCAUUCCAAGUGUCUCAAUUGUAACCACGAUCUGUUUCAUACUACACAACUGUGCUCCUUUAACUGCCAUAGAUUCGUCUAUUGAAUCCUGAGAUUUGGCAGUUUUAGAACUAUUUGGACUCCUCAACUAGAAAGAUCUCACCAAGCUACAAAUCACAGAAUUCUCCUAAGAUGCAGUUGAGAACGGUAAAGUGGAAUUACAUUACUACAAUUGAGUAGUGUUAGUAUUGUUUAUUCUCAUUCCUGGAAUCACUCUCAUCCAUUACAUGUACAAACACAGCAGUUGAGUUCAAACUCAACCACUUAGAUUAGAAAGGCUUGUGCAGUGAAACCCACCCAGCUUUCCGAAAUGAUUCAGAUUACAAGUAAGGCAUCUUCUACACUGCCAUAUACAGUGUUCCCUCACUUAUCGCGGGGGUUAUGUUCCAGGACCACCCGCAAUAAGUGAAAAUCCGCGAAGUAGGGACACUAUUUUAAUAUUUAUACAUUAUUUUAGUAGUUAUACACUAUUUUAAGUCUUUAUCAACCAGUCAUGUGUUGAUAAAUCACCUCCUCCUCCUGUUACCGCUUGGGCUCCUUUUCUGUCUCGGCUUCUCCUUCCCUUUCUUAGGCUGUAAAUUGUACUUUUUUAUGAUUUAUAAUAUUCUUUUAGAGUUUAUUGAAAAAUAGCGAUUCUGCAAAAAGUGAACAGCGAAGUAGUGAGGGAACACUGUAAUCCAGAUUAUCAAAGCAGAUAAUCCACAUUAUCUGCUUUGACCCCGAUUAUUUGAGUCUACACUGCCAUGUAAUCCAGCUCAUAGAAGUUAAUCUGGAUUUUAUAUGGCAGUGUAGAAGAGGCCUAAAAUGAUGUCAUACCUGAACUGAUAAUAUUACUUAAGAUGGCAGAGGAGAGAUUCUGUCACGUGUAGAUGAUUAAUAUUCUGGCUGCAUCAACCAAAACAAACAUUGUACCGUUGCAAAGGGCUAUAAAGGGAAAACCAGUUUUCAAUCUACUGUUUUUUUUCCCAAUUCUAAGACUAGGUAAACAUCUUUAAAAAUAGGGUGCGUCUUCAAAUCACAGUUUUAUCCUAUCUACAUUUUUGUUGAUGGUGGUUGUACUGAAAUUAGGGUGCAUCUUUCAAUCAGUGGUGUCUUACAAUUGAAGAAAUAUGGUCUAUAAAUUAAUUGAUUAUGAGGAAUCAGGAGAGUGAAGAUAGAAUAGUUAAAAAUAAAACUGCUGUUGUUGAGGCUCACUUUUCAUUCAAAUGGAGGGUGCAGGAUAAUUUUCAAAGCAUACGGUUAUCUUGGGUGGGAAAAAUGCAAGACUGUCCCAUCCACAGUUUUUUAAGUACUCAUCAUUUGAACAACUCCCAGUGGCUGUGUUUGCUGGCAGAUUCUGGAAGUUGUAGUUCAAAAAAAAUUGAGUUUUCCAAGUUCGUUUCGCACUUAUGGCGUCUAGAUGUCACAACUGUUCCCAAAAGAGGAGGAAGAAAGAAGGAAGUAGGUUGAGCGCAACUGAAAUGUCUUAUAGAAAGAGCCUAAGGGGUAUAAACAUCAAACAGAAAGAAGCAUUGUCUCCCCCUUGAUCUCGCCGCAUACAAUUGGGGCAGAUCAGAGUUCAAACAAAUGUUCUUGAUUGUACCAUUACAUUGUAGAUUCAGCCUCCGUUGUCAAAUGUCAGCAGACUAUGUUUUAUGAAGUAUUACUAUGAGGUUUUACAAAACCAAAGCUACUCUUACGAUUGUAAUCUUGCCAAAAUGACAUGGACAUGCAUAAAUGAACUAGGAGUAUAUGCAAUAAUAACCAGCUGUAUUAGUUAUCAGCUACUACAACCAAGUGGCUGGUUCAUUUGGUUUAAUUCUGCCUAUGGCCAUUAAAUCUUGGUGUGGGCGGGGGGGUGGGAGUUGUUUUUGUUUUAAUUUUGCAAAAGAAAAACUAAAAAAGAGACCUCAAUAAAAUUGUUUAGCUAUAAAAA